UGAGCAAGUGGGAGAGAAGGGCCUUGGUCAGGGAGGUGACCAAGAACCCGAUGGUCACUCUGACAGAGCUCCAGUGUUCCUCUGAGGAGAUGUGGAAUGAAUACUUUCCGGAUGCACUGUAUACUGGUAUGGUCUGGCGGUCACAUGACCCCCAAAAGUGCGCCACCUUGCACAAUUUACUAAGGGAUCAGCAAGUGCUCGGGUUUGACUUGUAAGAUGGCAGCAGGAAAGUGGGUGUAUUUAUGUGUGGCAUGUAGUUGUCAAGUGUGCACCCUCAAACAUCUACAGCAGGGAAAAAAGAGUCCGGGAAUGGUUGGUUGGAGUGCAGGACUGGAGGACACAGGUGCGGGAAAACAGGUAAAGAGUUUGACAAAGCUUGGCUCUGCGGGGAUCCAGUGCACUCCAUGCGCUCUUCCGGCGCUGGCACUCUCAGGCCACGAGCGAGAGACCCGCGCCAGUUGGGGAAUGAUGGGGCAUUGAACGGUGCUCCAUCACAUUGUCGAAAACUUUAGUUCAGUCAGGAUCACUUUAGUCAAAAUUGAUUAUUUAUUACAAGCAAACAUUUCUACAUUGGCGGUAUGGCUCUGUUCUGAGGGUUCCCUGCCCUUCCAUGCGCUUACACGGAAUGCCAUGGCUAUAUGAGGGGAGAGCCCUUUCAUGUGCAUACAUGAAGAGCCAGGCAUAGAAAGCAGCAGCAAAUAAAUACGAUUAAGAUAAACAAAUAAAGAUCCCUGCCCGGAACAGAGCAAGCAUCAGUGACAAUACAUAUCACACUGGUAAGAUCAGACACAACAUAAACAGGAGGAGCUGAGGUGGAGGUGGGUUGCAGAGUGGUUGCAGCAGGCAGAGUAGGCAGGAGAAGCAGUUUAAAUAGGGUGCCAUUUUGACAUUAGCCAAUAGGAUGUGAAGAGGGUGAUCAGCUGAGCUGUCAGCUGACUGCAGGCUGGCUUAAGAUCAGCUGACUGUAGCCUUUAGCUUGACUCCAUGACCUGCCUGAACUACCGCUAUGCUUCAUUUCUUCAGUAACUCUCAUUACAAAUAUGCAGCUUGUAAUACUCAAAGCAUCGCAAAGUACACCUGUCACCACACAGAUCUGGACAUGUCCUGUUAGCCCCCACCUACCUAAAAAUAUACUGUCCACUAAUUCAAAGUAGCAGUAUGAAUAUCAGAAUUUUAUUCCGGUUUUUGCAAGGUGAUUUGCACAAACCAUUACUUAAGUCAAGUUAUUGAUACAAUUAUUUUGUCUGUAUUACAAAAUCUUAACUUCAACACAAAUACUUGAAACGUUUUAGCAUAAAGGGCCUGUGUCCACUGACAGCAUUUAUCACCCAGAACCUAAAUAUAAGGGUACUUCUUACUUGCGAGUUUAACAAGCUGUCCAAAAAAAUCUGUAUGCUUCAGUAUUUGCUAAUAUUUAAAGAACGCAAUAGAUAGCUGAUCGCAAUCAUGUCAUAGCAUCAGAAGCAUGUCUAGACCUGAAUGGACAAGUUUGGUUAUUCUGGGUUUCAGUAUGUCAAGACAAUGGAUAGAAACUUGGCAGAAGGUAGCUGGAGUCAUGGAGGAGAGACUAAUUUUGUAUGAAAACAAAUGUAUUUUCCAACUCUCUGCCCAUUUCUUCACUGUAAAAAAAUCUUUUUCAUAAAUAUAUGGAUUUUUUCCCCUGUUUAUUUUUUCUUUUUACACAUGUUUACAUAAUUCUCUUUAAUGGUAGUUUUAACUAGACUAUUGCUCACGGAUAUUGUGCCACAGUAAGUAAAAACAUUCUCACAGGAUUACUGCAAAGUAAAUUAUUAUCAUUACUGCUUUAAAUCAUUUUUCUUGUGCUUUAUAAUUACAAUAAAGCAACAAGUCACACAGUCCAAUUAUGUGUUUAAAUAAUAUGUUUUUGUAUUAUGACGGAUGUUUGCAGCACAGAGGAAUUUGCUGUAUUGGAAAAACCAUGGGAUUUUGUUAACAAUGCCAAAAUGUAACAGUAGACUUAUUCUCUGGGCAUAAAGGAUACAGCUGAGUGUUUUCACAUUGUGGUUUUAUUAGUUUUAUUGUAGUUAAAGGGAUUACUUACACUGCUUGUUCUACAUAUAAUGAAUGCAAUUGUUGAGAACAUUUAUGUUUCACAAGUCACCUCUGCGAAUACAUCCUUAUGUGUUACAGAGCACAACAGAUCGUAUCUCACACUUAUCAAGCAUGAUGUCAGUGCUGUAUAGCUUCACAUCUUCACACUCACUAAUCUCAUUGUAUCCCAUAAAGCUGCUUUGAUACUAACAGAUACUUACAUGUGUGUCGAGUCAGGGAAAUCACUGCAGGCCCUGUAAUUUUGGGUCCAAACCCACAGCGGAUGACAUAGUAAGUUAUAAUGAGUGUUUGUGGCCCUGGGCCCAGUGUGUAAGAGUGUCUAUGUGUUUACGGUUGUAGGAGUAAAUUUUGUGAAGCCAGGUGGGUGCGUCUUAACCCAUUUCUUUGCCACAUUGUUGCUGAAAAGCCUUAAAAGUGUGUGACUGUGGCUUUCAAGUGUGGCCAUCCACACUGACAGGACAAACGUGUUUUUAAGUUAAGAUACUGACUCAAAUAUGAUGGCUAAAGGGAGGGAGAGGAGGAGAGGAGGAGGGGGAUGCCAUGUCAGUGCACAGCGGGGGAACUGGCAGAGACAGUGGAGUGAUUUGGGCUCCAGUCGAGGGUGAAGUAGAGUGGGACCAGAAAUCCCCUGGGAGAGAGAGAGAGACACGAGGUCAGGUAGGAGGACUAUAAAAGCACUCCUUCUUUUAGCGCAACAUGCACUUAAUGUCAAUCUGGGGACAGCUGCAGGUUUGGGAUGCUCAUAAGUCAGCUCCUUCUGUCUGAAACUAGUUUGGAUGAAAAGGAAAAUGUGUGACCAAGUGUGCUAAGGUAAGAGCAAUGUUAAUUAACAUUAUUACUAUUACUAUUUUUUUUAACAUGUCAUUUUGCUCUACCAGUUCUCUGUUAUUUGUGCAUCCAAUUUUUAACUAUGGAAUGAAAUUGACAGUGGUGUUUAACAAAACAUUUGCACUUAUGUUAUGGGAUUGAUCUAUUAUGUUACAUAUUACAAUCUUUUUUGCUCAAAUACGUUUGGGCAAAAAAAAAGUUUUCAUACGCCUCUGCUCCUAAUUUUGAUAUUUUUCCUCUCAUGCACAGCAGUCUACCUCUCCUGUCUUUAUUCUCUGCUGUAUAAGAAAAUGUGUGAACAAGUGUGCUGAGGUAAGUGCAAAUUAUCAAUCUUGCACAUGUGCUCUGUUGCACAUUUGGUUCUCUAGUUUAAGCAGACCCAGAUACAGGAUUACAGUAUUUAAGUAUUUAAGAAACGAAGAAAUAACUUUGAAUUUUCAUAUAAGAAUGCAGUUUGUUUAACACUGAUAUACAUUUACUCAUGAUUUUCAGCUCCUGAGGCCUUUUAGAAGUUAUAUUUCUUGUCUUAUUGUCUCUCAUUCACACAGAUACAAUCUGAAGGGACGCAGGGAUCAACCAGUCAAAACGAUGUUGAAGUUCAAUGAAAGUUUUGUCUGUGUCCUCCUCCUCCUCUGUUGCAUCUGCUUGACCGAGUGUCGGGUGCUGAAAUUCGUUGUGGCUGUAAGUCUGCCAUGUUUUUUUCUUCCUUUCCUGUGCUUGUCUGACAUUUGACCAUUUUCUUAAAAGCUGUCCACCAGAAGUGUAAUCACAGAUAAGAUAUUUGUGCAUUACUGACAGGUCUAUUAGUUGAACCCUGGAGUUUGAGCAUCAUCCUGCAGCCACUUCACAUCUCUAAAGAGUGACAUUACUGUACAUUGUUGCUGAUUACACUGUAUUUUUCUGCUCACUGAGCAUUACUAUAUUUACACAUUUAUGUCACAAAGGAUUACUCUGAGCCCAAACUCCAACAGUUUCCAGCAUAUCUUUCCCAGACACUGCAGCUUUGUUCAUAAACCUCUUUGCGUUUUUUUUAUAACACAUACUGCAGUGAUGGAAUGAAACAGACAGUUUGAGGAUUUUAGAGAAAAUCACAAGUGUUUUUUUUUUCUUAUCAUGACAUCAUUUUGCUUGAAUUUAUCAAUCUUUCUUUGACUGUGGGCUGAAACAAAUGCACUGCAGUAUUUUUGUUUUACAGUAUAAAUUAACCCAUCUGUUUACAAUUACUCUAAAGCUAAGAGCAGCUCUACUUCAUGUUAAUGGUCUGAAAUAAUUAGGCAGCAGAGUUUUUAUAAUCUGUGCUUAUUUAGAGUAACUGAGUUUAAACACUUUAAUAUGAGGAAUUAAUUUUUUCCUUAAAGGGGACCUGCCAUCAAAAAAUGUAAUUUUGUGUGUUUUGUGUCAGAUAAGGUCCAUAUUAUGUUCGUCUUAUGUUGUAAAUGUGAAAACAAACUAUUACGUCGUUUGCAUUCUGUAAAGGUUUUAAAAAAAGAAAAGGGUAAACCAGGCCAAUUGAAAAAGCAGGUCCCUCUGACGUCACGCUGACCUUGGUCAUUAUUAUUCACGAGCACGUCCUCGGUGAGCCGCGCCCACUCUCUCGUUCUCAUACUCAUUCACAGUCAACGUCACUCUCCAGAGUGAGACCCAGCUACCACUGUAUCUGCUAUGGGUCUCUUCCAAAUGACCGGUGUUUCCCUGGGUUCACUGCCGGGAGAAUGAACUUAAAGCUGGGCAGAAUGAAUGAGAAAACACCGCUGGAGAUCUCCGGCUUCUUCCUCAACUUCCACCUCCUCUUUGGACUCGGGGUCUAAAAUAUAUGGUUUAAUACCUGCCAUUUUUAGCCUUUAGCAUAAGGUGGCCAGACGUCCCCGAUUUCCGGGGACAGUCCCCGUAUUGGAUGACCUGUCCCCGGCAAAAGCUGUCCCCGAAAAUGUCCCCGAUUUAAGCGUUUCGUGAAUGAGUGCAAAAAUGUUGUGUGUGGGCUCGAACAACGGUUAUUACAGUAGCCGAAUAGGUAGGAAGCACAAGUAAGCAGUCCUGAACAACAGUUCUUACGGGGGUUAUUACAAGGGGCAUGCGCUGCUACUAAAUAGUACCGAGAUUUUGUCUGUGAUCACACAGCCCCUGCACCCUCCCCAUCGCCGCACCGAAUGUCCCCGGAUAUCAUUACAGACAUCUGGGCACCUUACUUUAGCACACAUUAGCAGAAUGGAUGAACCGAAAUCCGAACCUCCACUGCUGAGCCAAUCAGAGCACAGCAGGCUUCACAGCAGCGAUCCAAUCAGAGCAAAGCUCAUUACCAUAAAUGUUAAUGAGCCAAAAUCAGUUGGUUUUCCUGUAAGGUUUUUUAGGCAUACUAAAACAAACCAUCAAAUAACUUUUCAGCUAAAAUUAUGUUGCAAACAUGAUCAGAGGACAUCAAGGAUUAUGAAAAAAUGAUUGAAAUGGGUAUGAAAUUUUGAUGGCAGUGACCAUUGGAGUGGGAGAAUUACCUCUAAAAGCAAACCACAACUUUGUUGACCUGUCUUUGUGGGAUCCUGUGGUAUCACAAGGAUGAAUCAUGUGUGUCCAUAAUCCAGUUUAGAUAACCUGUGUGUCACAUCAUGACUCAGAGAGUCCUCAGGUUAAUAACACGCCUGCUUUUGUGUCUGAUGUCAUCAUCAAAGUGACUCUUUUGUGUCUCAAACCAACACUAAAUUGUCCAAGAUCACAGGUUUCUAUUUUUGGCUUGUGUGUCAAGCUGGAUUUCUUUCUCUGAAGUACACAGUGUAAUGGCUGUCACUCACAGCAGCAUGGCGUCCCAACUGAAUCCAUGUGAUAUAAUGUGUUUUGACUUUUAAGGUGUUCCGACAUGGUGAUCGAUCGCCGAUUGAGUCGUAUCCCCGUGACCCUCAUGGGGAGGAAGUGUGGGCUCAAGGUUUUGGACAACUGACUGAGGUAUGAGUAAGCAUGUUUGUGUGUGUGAGGGGGCAUCAUUAUUAUUUCUUGUGGCAGGAUUUAGCCAACAGUCUAGGGAAAUAUGAAAGGCUUACAAGUGUAUACAAAAUCCACCGAUUGAACAUUUUCCAGUAUAUACUGGUUCCCAACAGAAUGCACCAAGCAAGUUGGUAGCCUUUUUCCACAGAUCUCAAGUUAAGAGUUAGCUAAAACCAGAGAGGCAGGGUUAGAAAAACUGCUGCUGGCUAAAAUACUAAACUGAUUUAGUCAACAUUACAUUAAGGUCACCAAAACUGAAGUCCAAGUCAGUACUGAUGUCUCCAAACUUAUCCAGACUUAUUCAAGUCCAAGCCAAGUCACCAAAAAAGGAUCCAAGUCCAAGUUGAGUCCCCAUUACCUAAAGAUUUAUGAGGGGGGAUGCUGACUCAUUCCAAACUACUCCAUGUUUGAACCUGGACUGACAGUAAGAGCUGCUAGAUGAACAGAAAAGACAUUUCAUUCACGAACAUUUGAUUCUGACCGAUCCUGUCAGCUCAUCCAGAGUUUUCAAUUAUCAAUGAAGUUGCAGUGCUACUGUGUCUUGUGCGUUAAUGCUCACAGCACAUCUCGUCAUGGGGAGAUGCAAACAUUUUUUUUGUUUCUAUGGAAUCCCUGCGGUGGUCGACUAAAUCCAAAACUAUGGUAUGGUAUGGUCUGUAUUGUCAUUGCAACUGUGCACAACGAAAUUUGCAUUUACAGAUGGGGAAAGUACACACAAGAGGGAGGGAGAGGAGGAGGUUAAAAAAAAGAGACUGCUCUCAUUAAUAUGAGUACAGUGACAAAAAAACCCUAAAACUAUUUUACUAUUUCAUUUACUUUUCUGGGUGCACCCUACAUGGAUGUCUGUCAAAGUCCGAAGUUGUCCCUGUCCCCCUCUCGGCAGUUCUUUUACAUAUUGUAUUGCUCUUGCUUGUUUUAGAGAUAUUUGUGUGCUGUCUUUCUUGUAGGUAGUUGCUGAAAAGGACUCUUCUUCUUUAUCUCUUGAGUCCCAAUGCAGUCAGUGCUUGAGUCCAGGUGCAUGUCUGAGUCAUCACGGCCCAAGUCUAUACCAAAUAAUGAGUCCUUAAAAAACAGGACGUGAGUCAGACUUAAGUUUGGGUUUUGGACUCCAGUGCCUAAAUACUGGAUUCCAUUAAAUCUUCUAAGCUUCAUAAGUUAAAAAUAUUGGAUCCAGUUCUUCAAUAUAUCAAUGAUAUGCUACAGAUGGUUGUGUGGGGUUGUGGUACAUCAUCCAUCCACCCAUCUGUUCAUCCAUCCAUUUAUCUAUCUGUUCAUCCACCCAUCCAUCUGAACAUCCAUUCAUCCAUCUAUUCAUCCAAGCAUCCAUCCGACCGUCCAAAUUCACCCAUCCAUCCAUCCAUCCAUCCAUCCAUCCAUCCAUCCUUUCAUCCAGCCAUCCAUCUGGACAUCCAUUCAUCCAUCUAUUUAUCCAACCAUUCAUCUAUCUAUUCAUUCAAGCAUCCAUCCAUCUAUCCAUCCAUCCACCCUUUCACAAAUCCAUCCAUCCAUCCAUCCAUCUGUUCAUCGAGCCAUCCAUCUGAACAUCCAUCCAUCCAUCCUUUCACAAAUCCAUCCAUCCAUCCAUCCAUCCAUCCAUCCAUCCAUCCAUCCAUCCAUCUGUCCAUCCAUCCAUACAUUUAUCCAUCCAUCUGUCCAUCCAUCCAUCCAUCCAUGCAUCCAUCCUCUUACACUUGUGCAGGGUUUGGGUUCAGAAUUAUCAAUCUAAGCAGCACACGACUCCUUCCCUGCAACAAUUUUCAAGCUCCUCCUGCAGAAGCCAAAGACCAGAUGGGAUAUCUAAUCCCUCCAGUGAGAUCUGGGUAUUUCCUGUGGCCUCCUCCCAGCUAGGCCCACCAAGAACCCCUCUUAAGGGGGAGGUCCUGGAGGCAUCCUUAUCAAAUACUAGCAGCUCAACGGAAUCCCUUCAAUGGCUUUACGCCAAGCCUCCUCUGACUGUCCGGACUCCUGACUCGGUCUCUAUGGCCACACUUUGGAGGAAAUUUAUUUGGGCCACUUGCAUCUGCAGUUUUAUUCUUUACAUCACCACCUGUACUCAUCAUCACCAUAAUGAUAUGAGACAACAAUUCUUCUGACUUAGGGGCAUAGUGAUCCUAUGGAUGCACAACAGAUCAUGUUUGAAGGGUUUCUUACCUCAGGGACACCAUUCAGGGGCCAAUUCUGGAAUAAUAGUGACACAAAAGACUUCACAUCUGUGAGCACAGUAUCUGUAGAGUGGCAUCGGGGAUGACUGUAUAUUUCACUUUUGGCCUCUCAAAGUCUUAAGAGGUGGAAAAGAAACUUGAUGUAAACUUUUAAUUAAACUCCACCUACAGUGACAUUGUUCCGCUUGGAGGCAAUUAUCCGGUUUACAGUGACUACAUUUAUUAUUCCGGGUCUUAUGAGGCCUUGUAGACAGGUUGUUUUGUGUAAAUACAUGAAAUCUGACUUUGAAUCUGCCAUAUCUUUAGCUAAAGGUCAGAUUUGACAAAAAUUAACGGUGCUGCUGCAAUUUUCCUUCCAGCUGGGCAUGAAACAACAGUUUGAGCUGGGCCAGUUCCUGAGGAGGCGAUACGGGAACUUUCUCAGCGAGGACUACAAUAACAGAGAGGUUGGUGUAUUUGUACGAGGUUAAGGUGUCACCUUGUGUUGUCAGGCCUGCUGCAUGUGAGAUCUUGUUCACAAGUGGCGACACCUUCUUCUAUAAUGAUAACAUUUAACAUUAGACAUUAAGUUAAUGAACAUGACUCAUUUCAGUCAAAGCACUGACAUAUAGGCUAAUGUUGCCUCUAGGCUUCAUGUACAGUGUUGUUGGCAGCAUGCAUGUUAGUCCUGUGUGCCCUUGGGCCCCUGGGCUGCGUGCUCAGCAUACAGUCAUUAUGAAGAUGUGAUUUAGACUUUAUUCUCCUGUCUUACUCUCUUAUACAUUCACUGCCUUUUUGCCCUCCCUUUGGUCGGUCCUUUCCAUCCUUCCUUAAAUAACACGCAAUUACCCCAAAAAUAACAACUCUCUUCACUACCUGUCAAUGCUGAUUUGUCACCCAACUCUCCGUCAACUUAUCCCCUACCUUUCCCUGCGCUGCCAUGUCUGUUUUAAUUUGACAAAAGGGCUGCAGAGGAAAAAAAAAAAAAAGAGAAAAGCAUUCUCGGCAUCACAGGAACAUCCAACCUUAUCAGCGUGAUUUACUGUGUGCAAAAACCUGACACCGGGUGACGGAGAGAUAUAGACGAGCGAAGGCUGAUGUCAGAAGAGAUCACAGUGAGAAGGAUCUUUUUUUUUCUCCCCAUCCCUCUCUUCAACUAUUUGUAUCUUUUUCUGACUCCCCCUCCUCUCCAUGUGAAGGGAAUACCUCGGUUGACUUGAGAUAAAUACAGUCAGCUCAUGAUACUUAGUGUGCUGGCUGCAUUUAUUUUCCAUCUUUACUGGAUUAAAGAUAGAAAUAAAGAUGGAAAUAUAAUUCUUUAGGGUCUGGGAAUGUAUUUUCACUUUCUUUACAAAAGCCUGGAAGUCUGAUUUGAAAUAAUACAUCAUCUGUUACAUGUCUAACACAUUUUAAAACCAAGUUCUCUCCAUGCACCUUACAGUUGUAUGUCCGGAGCACAGACUACGACCGCACUCUGAUGAGCGCUCAGGCCUGCCUCGCCGGGAUGUUUCCCCCAACCAGGCGACUGCCUCCCAUCAUGCCCCAGUUAUUGUGGCGGCCUAUUCCAGUGCAUACCAUCCCCAGGGCCCAAGACAAGGUGUGCUGCAGAGCCACAUAAAUAUUUCCUCUCACACACAGCCGUUGAAGAGAAUUCGUGCAUGUUAACUUAAGUCUGUUUGCAGCUCUAUGUUUCUGAACCUGGCGUGAUCAGACUCCUGUGAAAUGAACAUACAGUUGCAUUUCCCCCCCCUCUGAAGAUCUGCGGUUGUUUUUAUGUUGUUUGAAGCUGCUGAGGUCUCCAGGCAAAGACUGUCCGAGGUUCAGAUCCCUGAUGACAGAAACCUUUGAAAGUCAGCCUUACCAGAGGUUCCUCAGGGCUCAUCAGGUGAGAAACCACAGAAGAAUUCAGACUCAGUGCUGUAACUCAUCCUCAAUGACGUGAGGGCUCUAAUCACUGCUUAGUUUGUGUUAAAUACCACUUUCCGAUGACUCACAUGUCUGUAAAACUUGUUUGUAACUCUUGUUUUUCAUGACGGGAUUACAGAAUUAGAAUUGCUGUGAUUGAUCCUGUUUUUGUUCACCUCAGCUGUUUCUUUUCAGCUAAUCCACCCCUCCAUUUGUCAAUUAACAAACACCGCUAAAAGCACAUUUCUCUGCAGAGUGAUAUAUACUUCACAGUUGCUGGUGCCAGUGCGAUCGGCACCUCCAGAGGACGUGUUAGUUCUGCCGUAGACAUCGUGCCCUCACAGUGAUUUUUUUCUCAGGCACAGUGACUACAGUGCCUCGAAAAAGCUGCACAGUGCAAUUUCUCUCACAUUCUCUGAGACGCUAAUUAAUGCUUGGAUUGAAUUAGAUUAAGAAUUACAAUGAAAACCUUUUAAUUAAACUGAGUCCCAUGUGUUGCAUAUUUAGGUGGAGUUGGAGAUCAGCACAGAGCCUCCUGGGUUGAAUUUGAACACCCUCUGCUGGAGGCAAAUCACCUGCAAGUCGCACAGGAGAAUCAAAAUGGGGCCUUAGUGAUAGGAUUUAAAACUAACCCCCAGCACAACCCUGAACCAUAAAAUCAACCACAUCUAGUCAGAAAGUCUGAAACCGAGGAGGAGUCAUUUUGUAUUUUCAAUGGUCAAAAUAACCAUACACCCAUGAUAUAUAUGACAGAUUUUAAAGAUUAAUCUGGUUGGUUCAAUUUUUUCAUCUAGUGACCAGGAAGGCUGCGCUUAGUACCGGCCACUUUGUCAGCAUUCAGAUAUUUAUGAAUUGUGAGUGGUAAAUUAUGAAUAAAAACCAUUUUUUUGCACAAUUUCCCCUUUCUGGACCUGUUAAAUAUCUUACAACCCUCUAGAUUUAACUAUUUAUAUCAUGAUCUAGCUUGAGAACCACAGCUUUGCAGAGGAAAAAACAGUAUAAACUAUAAACAGUAAAAAGUAUAGGUAAAACUAUUCACAUCAGAGAGCCGACUGUUACAUUUAAAGCGUUUUUGAGUACAUUAUGUGGAAUCUAGUUAUCUGAAAAAGAUCUCAGUAUCUGGGCAAGUUUUUUUUUGAAUCAGUUCUUCAGCUUUUAAUUCUUUUAAGAGGAGAUGUAACACAAUCUGGACUCUAAAUCCAGAUUAUAUAUGCAUUUAUCAAGUAUUCUUGGUACUUUUUCUAACAUGAUGCUCUAUUUUUUCUUCCUUAAAUUUGCAGUACUUUGUGGAGGGACUUUCAAAUCACACUGGCUACCCCGUCUCCAAACUGGUCGGCAAAAAGAUAUGGAGGGUCUACGACACACUUAACUGUCAGGUAUUCUCAGUGUUUCACUUUAAAGGGAUAGUUCAACUAUUUUCAUGUGGGGUUAUAUGAAAUACUUGUCAUUUGAAAUUACAUUACUCACAGGCAGUGAGAAAGCUUGAGGUACAUUUUUCUUUGAGUAUUAAUACUUUGCAUUAGUGUUAAUCUGUGGAAACUAUUGUGGAUAUGUGCAUAGUAUGCAGCAAAUCGAUGCACAGGAGGCAGGAUGAUAUCUGAAGAGUAGCCUGGGCAUCUCUAUUGUACAGAUGCAGAAAUCAUUACAGUUGACAGAGUCAUCGGAGGAAGCCCCAAGUUCUCCUCACACUCACUCUUAUGGUCCUUACACACCAGGAAAGACGCAAGUAUACGAUGUGAAAUUACGAAAUAUUCAGAGGCGAAUUUUGAUGCACCUGACCAUACGCAUCAAGUGCGAUGCAAUUUUGUGACUUUCCAGAGGGAAAAAAGACGCGUCCCGGGUGGGAGCAAGAAGACUGACACAACACCAGACUGACCGUCGGCCAUGUUGAAUAUGCCGAUGAAUCUGAUGUUGUAACAACACGCAAUGUGAUAGGUCAGAAGUGGACACACAGUACGCAAAACUUUAGAAAAAUCGGCUAAGAAACGAAAAAAUGAAUGCUGCAAUAUCGCAGGAUGGGAAAACGUCACUGAUGUGAACACUUGUAUUGACAGGAUACGGGUUCGAAAAAAAAAAUUGACAUCUGAAAUAAUCGCACGACAAAAAUGGUCCCGGUGUAAAAGGACCUUUAUGCUGCUUGGUGUGUGUGUGAACAUAAUAGGUGUGUGUUACAAAUGUGCACCCCUCAAGUGUGUGUGUUGCAAGUGUGAGUCUUUCUUGCCUGAUAACCCGAGUCCUGGGAGGUUAGCCAAGGACAUGUUACACUGUUCCAAAAUUCUACGGGACAUUAGUAUUUCUGGGAACUUCCUGGCAAACAUUGGGACCCCCUCAACUUUGGCAAUCUGAGGAAAGUUCAGGCUGACCUCUUAGUUGCUUACACGACCGCACAGUUGUUUACACGACUGAUCCUCCAAAAUAUCUCAGGCUGUUAUCAAUCACUUACGCAAGUGUCUAUAAUUUCUACAUCAAAACUUAUUAGACAUACAGUUUAUCGCUCUUUCCACUCCACAACAUGCCUACAAAGGCUCUCGUUCAUCUUCACUGUCUUCUAAAGUUAGCAGAUUAAUUAUCUUUUUUUUUUAAACUGAUUUGAAAGAUGCACUAAUGUGUACAAAGACAGUUCAGUGAAAGGUUUUGUCUACAUAUGUUGCUGUAUCUGUCAGUUGCAAGCAUUUGUGGUUGACUGUAGGGCCAUCACAAUAUACCAACAUUUGUGAUGACUGUCUUUACAAAAAAAAAAAAAAGAUAUAAUGCUCAAAUAAUCAUAUACAGUAAUACUGUGGGUGGUUCUUUAUGCUUGUUGCCAGACGUGAUCUAACAGAGGAAAAACAAGGGAGAAGUUGCAGACUGUGAGCUAGCUAGCUGAAGCAGCUCACAGGAGAUGAUUAGGUUGCUUUCAAACUGAUGUUCAAGAUUUGUUGUAGAUCCAAAAACAACAUUAGAGCUUUUUAACUGCACUUUUACACUUUGCUUGUUCUUUCAUCUGUUUUCAUUCAAUUUUGUAACUUGUGAUCUACCCUAAGUAGCACAAUGGAAAUGAAGCAACCAAAACCUGAGAUAGAAAAAAUAUUAAAAUGGAAACAUAAAAAAGGCAUUAAAUGAAGCAAAGUCUUCACGGAAGUAACAGGGUGUAUAAGUUGCGGUUACAAAGUAAUGUGUUGCUCCUCUCUUGUUUUGGCUUGAUUGAUUGUGUUGUUUUGUAUUUAGGUUUUCAUAAAUGGCGAUAAUAUUGUUAUCAUAAUGUUUUCUGACCACAGUAAUAUUGAGGUGAAAGUCUGAUGUAGUAAUAGCCGCCGUUAAACAUAGAGCAAAUACGAAUAAAUUUUACUCAGUAGAGGUAACGGUGAGAGACUGAGAAGGCUGAGGAUUCUCCACCUGAGCACCAUAGCCAUAUCUCAUGCCUGUGUUUGAGGGUUUUUAUAAUGAUAAAUGAUAUCUUUGUAAAUGUUUCCUAUGCUUACUAGACACUAACCAUAUGAUCCAAGACCAAUGUUAAGCUAUAUAGCUUAAAAUGUUUUACUCCAAAUGAACAUUUCAGGUGAACUUGCCUGUGCUUAGCUGCCAUUUUGAUUCAUUGUUUCAUUUUUUAAAUUUUCUCUAUUGUUUUGGAGGUACAAUUCUGUGAAUCUAUAGCAUAUGAGUCUAAAAAAUAUAGAUAAUGUCAUCUAGACAACCAUUAAAUAGAAAUAUGUUCACUCAUGUAUUUAUAGGUGUGCUCAUGCAAUGUGAAACACGUUUUGAAAUUUUUAAAGAGUAGUUUGAGUUAUAUCUAUUUUUAAAACAAAGUACUUGAGUACAAGGAAUAAUUUAACUGAGCAACUUUCACUUAUAAUGGAACAGUAUUUGAUGAAGCGUGACUAAACUUUAACUCGAACUGACACCUCAUUUGUUUAAUGCACUUACUAUUGACAAGUGUCUCAUACAACUCCAUUUUAAAAAUCCAGGACUAUCCCUUUAACUCCAUUUUUUCACACUUCAGCAAACCCAGGGUGCAAAGCAGUGAGAGUCAAACAAGAAGAGGAGGAAAGCGAGUCUGCAGAGAAAUGAGGAUGGGUUGCUGGAGUGCUGGGAAAUCAUUUCUUUGCAAGAAUACAUUGAUAGAACAACAUAUUGAAAUGAUAAUCACAUUAUUAUGAUUUAGGUGGAUUCUAGGCCAGGUUGAAUGUGCUCAUUCACACUUGCAAAAUGAGCAUCUGUUUUCUUCAGACUGGCUCUAAAAAUAGAAACAGGAUAAUAGAAAUGAUGGGAUACAGCCAUUUGAACCCCCAUUGUUGCAAUACAUAAGCUGUGUAAUGUGAUUAUUAACGCGUUGUAGUGUAAUAAAUGUUUAUUCUUUGUGCAGAGGAUCCAUAACCUGACUCUCCCACGCUGGGCCACCCAAGACGUUCUGGACACCCUGAAGCGAGUGGCAUCGUUCGAGGUCAUGUACAGCAUCCUCAGUCACAAGCGCAAGGAAAAGGCCCGGCUCUCAGGAGGUGAGGAUUCACAUUAGAAGCAAUUAAUUUAAAAGCAGUUCUGUGAGAAAAAUAUCAGAAGGAAAAAAAAAAGAGCAGAGUAUCUAAUGUUGUGACUGCUGGCCGAGGUUUUGUUUAUGCAGGGUCAAGUUUCUCAAAAGCAUAUUAGCACAUAUGAGCUAAUGGGACUAAGAUGAUUAUGGCGCUAAGACAAGACGCUCAGUAAGGUCAGAGGGGUUGUGUUGGUGUAAGGAAAUUUCAUUUGCACUGUUGACACUGAUGUGUUAAUUUACCAGGGGUGCUACUGAACGCCAUCCUGAGGAAUUUCUCUAGAGCUGUGGAGCAAGGGAGCCCUCUGAAAUUCAUAAUGUACUCAGCUGUGAGUUCAAAACGUUUAAAAUUCCAUCACACAAACUGCUGCUCUACAUCUCCUCGCCUGCUUACUUGUUAGCGCUGGGAUGUUUGUUUCUUGUUUCAGCAUGACUCUACACUCAUCACCCUCCAGGCGGCUCUGGACGUGUACAACGGCCUCCUUCCUCCGUACGCCGCCUGUCAGCUCUUUGAGUUCUACCAGGAGUAUGAUGGGUAAUGACGUCCUGCCAUCUUCACGUCAUACGCUCUUCAUAUUAAAUGACACUUAUCUAGGUCAGAGGGCCAUAUCACAGCUCGGUUUUAAAUACUGCAGUUAACAGUUUAGCCACGCCAAAAUUUUCAAGUUUGACUUUCACUUCAAAAAGAACCAGACAAUUAUUUAGGAGCAAAACAUUUCAAUCAGCACGAUACAUUUAGGCAAUACGACACAAGGAUAAAUGCUGUGACACUGUGCAUCAGUUCAUCUGAGUUCAUCAGUUCAAAGACAUUUCACAUAGGCAUGAAACUCACCAGCUUAUAUUUACAGCUGUCUUGAUAUUCAGUAUGACCUUUACUGUGAUACUGCUGUUAUUCACCAUCUUUACCUGCAGGAUAUGCUGGUUAAAGAGUUAGUUUUUUCUAUUUUUUGAAAAUAAAUGUGAAGUUAAAAUGUUGGACGAUUGUAAAUUGAAUGUGUGUUGGAGUGAUCCCCAAUGGGACUACAGAGAGCUCUGAAUGGCUUGUUCAGAAAGUCCCACAUAAAUUCAGCAAGAACAAUACAAAAUUUGCUCAAACUGAUAGUGAAUCUCCUCAAAAAGGGCAAAUAUGUCAUUUCAUAAAAAGAAACACAACAUUGUUGCAUGGCAACAGUGAGGGAGGCUUCCAGAAUGCUGGGUUCUGAGAUGCUGGGGAAGCCUUAAUGGGACAGUGGCUUAAAUGAAACAUCUCAGACAGAGGCUAAAAUAUGGGGUUUCAAAGAUGUCAAGUUUGAUGUCAAGUUGAACUCAGGGCACCAACAGCCUUAGCAGUCCAGGUACGCCCCACAUAUGCAAGUGGCCUGGGUUCAAUUCCACCCUGUGGCCCCUUCCCUGUCAUGUCAAUUUCCACUCUUCCUUGUUUCCUGUUCUGUCCACUGUCCUCUAUCAAUAAAGGUCAAAAAGGGCCCAUAGUAAAUCUUAUGUGAUGUAACUCUGCAAACAUAAAUAGUUCCAAAACUUGAUUGAAACUUAACUUUGGACCUAAUUUGACUCAUGUCUUCCUCAUAUUAUGUACAGAUAUAUUUUAAUCACACAAGUAAAAUAUGAGACAUGUCUUAAAUUAAAUUUGAAAAAAAAUGCUUUUUUUUAUAACACUUAUUAGCUGCAGAGUGAUGCAGAGCAUUAAGAGACCAGUGCUGUUGUACACAUUAUAAACACUUACGUAAAGCCUUUUAGCCAAUCAAAUUGCUCAAUACUCAAACUAACUUUGUUCAUGUCUUCUGUUACCCUCUAAUAACACAGGUCUUAUUCUCUGGAGCUACAUUACCGCAAUGACUCCUGGCGUGACCCUUACCCAAACCCAAUCCCAGGAUGCAAUGGGUUAAACCCAUGCCAUGUGUCUCUGUUUAAUGAGCUGGUGCAGGACGUUUUGACUGAAGACUGGGAGGCUGAGUGUGGGUUUAGGAGGAGAUGGUCUGGCACAGGUGAGGUAUUCAGUAGAUUUUCUCCCGCAUCUAUGUGCACAUAAAUGUCUUCAUCGCUGUGGCUUCAGAGUAAUGUGUUUAGGUGUAUUCACUUUCUAGAAGCGUGUGGGAACACUCUGCACAGACUGUCUGAUUUAAAAAUAUCAUAGCUUUUGGAAAGCUUCCAAAUGUUCCACAUUCACGUGUACCUAAACAGGAUCAUUGUCCCCCUGCAGGUUUUGUUACAGCUCUAGCAGUGGCCGUGGGUCUCCUGGCAGUGGCGCUGUUGUUCAGUAUAGGAGUGGCAAUCCGCAGGAGGAGAGCACAUUACUCCAGGGAGGUGUAGAGCUGACCGCUGUCAUAUAUGUGCCAGAAUACAGAAAGUGUCCUCUCAGCUGUAGAAACAGCCUCUUAUUAAUAAAGUGCCUUGUAUUUUUAUAUUUUGGUACAAACAAGGAGAUUAUACUGGAUGUACAUGACAAUAAAAGGAGGGUAUUUUGAUAUAGAAAUAAAACAUAACAAGAGACCAUCUUUUCUUGAGCAGGCAAGGCAAAUUUUAUUGAAUUAACUCAUGACAGUGUGUGCUCUACAUACUGGCAUUCACUGUUUGGUUCACAUCAUUUCACAUUCGUUGCUGUUUGGUUUCUCACUGCUUGUCUGGGUCUGUAGGAACUGUGGGAGAAAAAGGAGAGAUGAUGAUUUUGAGGCCAAAUGCAAUAGCAGCAAAUGUGUUAUGACAUAAUUAGGUAAAAAUAAGUCAUCUAUUUUAUAUGGCCAUAUAUAAAUAAUUCAGCUCUGUGCAUCAUUUAGACAUGCAAGUUUCAGUAAACCCCAAAUUAUUGUCUGUAGGCAAAUGACCGAUCACUCCUCUGCCACCCGUGUUCCGCACUGCUUACUUCUAAUCUCCAGCUUGCACUCCACCUCGUCCUGGCCCAGCUCAUUGACGGCUAAGCAGGAGUAUUUGCCUCCAUCGAAGGUACUAGGCUUGCGAAUGUUGAGAGUGAGCACUCCCUGGUUGUUCUGCAUCAAGUAUUUAGGAUCCCCUCCGAUGAUCAUCUUGUUCUUCAUCCAGAUAAUUUUUGGCUGUAAAAGUUUGAAAAGUGAUGCAAUUAAACUAAUUCUGACAAAGUUGUGUAUACAUGCACACUGCUAACUCCAGACAUAAAUUUCCCUAUGACCAGCUGUACUAUCAACCCCUUCCACUGAAUCAUGAUCCGACUUCAACAUGCAUGUUUACCCUAGGGAAGCCCUUGACAGAGCAGCUGAUG
Molecule: messenger RNA, 17653 nt
Organism: Xyrichtys novacula (pearly razorfish)
Lineage: Eukaryota; Metazoa; Chordata; Actinopteri; Labriformes; Labridae
Source: the annotation of a GenBank genome assembly